UCCCCGUUCCGCUGCCCGCGCGUGCUGCGCGUGCCCGCCUACCUGAGCUACCGCUUCCUGGGCGAGCGCGACUGCGCCGCGCCCUGCGAGCCCGCGCGCCCCGACGGCGCGCUCUUCUUCUCGCAGGAGGAGACGCGGUUCGCGCGCCUCUGGAUCCUCACGUGGUCCGUGCUGUGCUGCGCCUCCACCUUCUUCACCGUCACCACCUACCUGGUGGACAUGCAGCGCUUCCGCUACCCCGAGCGCCCCAUCGUGUUCCUGUCCGGCUGCUACACCAUGGUGUCUGUGGCCUACAUCGCGGGCUUCGUGCUGCAGGAGCGCGCCGUGUGCAACGAGCGCUUCUCGGACGACGGCUACCGCACGGUGGUGCAGGGCACCAAGAAGGAGGGCUGCACGCUGCUCUUCAUGGUGCUCUACUUCUUCAGCAUGGCCAGCUCCAUCUGGUGGGUCAUCCUGUCGCUCACCUGGUUCCUGGCGGCCGGCAUGAAGUGGGGCCACGAGGCCAUCGAGGCCAACUCGCAGUACUUCCACCUGGCGGCCUGGGCCGUGCCCGCUGUCAAGACGGUGGCCAUCCUGGCGCUGGGCCAGGUGGACGGCGACCUGCUGAGCGGCGUGUGCUUCGUGGGGCUGCACAGCCUGGACCCGCUGCGCGGCUUCGUGCUGGCACCGCUCUUCGUGUACCUGUUUGUGGGCACGUCCUUCCUCCUGGCGGGCUUCGUGUCCCUCUUCCGCAUCCGCACCGUCAUGAAACACGACGGCACGAAGACGGAGAAGCUGGAGCGCCUCAUGGUGCGCAUCGGCGUCUUCAGCGUGCUCUACACGGUGCCGGCCACCAUCGUGCUGGCCUGCUACUUCUACGAGCAGGCCUUCCGCGAGCGCUGGGAGCGCUCCUGGGUCAGCCAGCACUGCCGCAGCCUGGCCAUCCCGUGCCCCGCGCCCCACGCGCCGCGUGCCGCGCCCGACUUCACGGUCUACAUGAUCAAGUACCUCAUGACGCUCAUCGUGGGCAUCACGUCGGGCUUCUGGAUCUGGUCUGGCAAGACGCUGCAGUCGUGGCGCAAGUUCUACGCGCGCCUGGCGCGGAGCCGGCGCGGGGAGACCACGGUGUGAAAGCGCGGGGCUACGACAGACCCCACCCUGGAGCCGUCCUUGCCCCCUCGAGGUUUGUAAUUAGAACUGUAAAUAGUCUUUGCAAAUGUAAUUAUAUAUUUUCUAUUUAAAAAAAAAAAGAGAGAAAAAAAGAACAGGAGGACUCCCCGGCUGAAGACAGUACGGUGCCCAAGGAGCCCGCCCGGGGCUGGGAUCUGGGGGUCUCCUGCGGGUCCUGGGGGACCCAGGAGCCGGUUCCUUGCAGCUGCGCCUGGAGCCAGUCCUGCCGCCUGUGCUUUCGCGCGGCCUGCGGAGCCGCGGGAUGACUUGGAUCCUUUCCACAUUUCCCUCCCUCCGCGUUUGUGCUGUCCCCCUCACGCGGUGCUUGGAGACCUCCUACCCGAAGGGAAAAAAAGAACAAAACAAACGCGGGCGGAGGCGGGAGCGGACGGUGGGCCCGGCCCAGCGCCCUCACCUGCAGCCUGAAGGUCUACCGCAUCUUCCCGCGGCUCCGGCACCAAUCACCCGCCCCCGCGCCCCACUUUGGUCCAGGUCCUCUCCUCUGCCUGGGUUUUUAGGGUCCCCCUAGCCUUCGAACUGGGUGGAAACUCUGGAGUUUUGAGACCCUACGUCGCUCCCCUACUUUCCCUGCAGUCUGCGCUGCCCUCAGCCGAGGGAAACUCCUCCCUCGGGCGCGGUAGCAGCUUCGGGGUUGGUUUGUGAGUUAUAAGUGGAGUUUUAUUGUCGUUUGGGGCCUUUCUUUGUUUCUAUUCCAAAAAAGCAGAAAAUGGGUUGCAGUGGAGGAAGGUACUGAUGGGGUGGUGGGAUUUUUUAGUUUAUUCUGACAAAAGACUGGUUUCUUUUCAAACUUGUCCAGAAGAAAAAAGAAGGGAAAAAGAAGUGGGUGGCUGCCCCGGGAGAGGCCCGGCAGCGGGGGCCGCGGGCCGGGCGGUGGGAUGUGGAACAGAUGUUUCUUAUCUUCCCCUCCCCCCAAAUAAAGCAGAGACUUUCCCUCCGUGCUGCCUGCCGAGCGGCGCAAGGAGCGUCUGCCGGCCGCCAGCACCCGCUCCCUCGACGCCGGGGAACAUUUUAGAAGUUUGAUUCCACAGGACUGGUCGGAAGACGACUCGGCCGGCUAUCUCGGCUUUCCCACCUCCUACUUCUUGAUAAUCGUGCAAAUUAGAAGCUAAUAAUCAUAAUAAUAAAGUGCAUUUAACUAUCUUCCCGA
Molecule: messenger RNA, 2317 nt
Organism: Chinchilla lanigera (long-tailed chinchilla)
Lineage: Eukaryota; Metazoa; Chordata; Mammalia; Rodentia; Chinchillidae
Gene: Fzd2
Product: frizzled class receptor 2
Exons: 1
Biological process (GO): canonical Wnt signaling pathway; non-canonical Wnt signaling pathway
Cellular component (GO): plasma membrane
Molecular function (GO): Wnt-protein binding; Wnt receptor activity
Source: RefSeq, a predicted model, not a curated record